AAACAAACACGUGAGUAAAAGAGAGACAACUGAGAUACUGAAGAAGAGUCCAAUUCCACUAUAAACUCGCUGUCAAAAGACGAAUAUUACCAAGUUACAUAUCGAAUAGGACAAUAUAACGGAGGAAAGAUGGAUCAAAUCGAGCUAUCAGUGCAGUAUGAUAAUGGAUACGAGCAGGACGAGUAUAUGCUGCCGGAGGAGGAAUGGGACCGGGAUUUACUGCUGGAUCCAGCAUGGGAAAAACAGCAACGGAAGACCUUCACAGCCUGGUGUAACUCUCACCUGAGGAAGGCUGGCACACAGAUUGAGAACAUAGAAGAAGACUUCAGGAAUGGCCUCAAACUAAUGCUACUGCUUGAAGUUAUCUCAGGUGAGAGGUUACCCAAGCCUGACAGAGGAAAGAUGCGUUUUCACAAGAUAGCCAAUGUGAACAAAGCCCUUGAUUUCAUCACCAGUAAAGGAGUAAAACUGGUCUCUAUCGGCGCUGAAGAAAUUGUGGAUGGUAAUGUGAAAAUGACUCUUGGAAUGAUUUGGACUAUCAUCCUUCGCUUCGCCAUCCAGGAUAUCUCUGUGGAAGAAACUUCCGCAAAAGAAGGACUUCUACUAUGGUGUCAGAGGAAAACCGCUCCCUAUAGGAAUGUUAAUGUUCAAAACUUUCAUGUCAGCUGGAAGGAUGGAUUGGCGCUGUGCGCUCUCAUCCACAGGCACAGGCCUGACCUUAUUGACUACGCCAAGCUCAACAAGGAUGAUGCUUUGGGUAAUCUGAAUCUGGCAUUUGACAUUGCUGAAAAACAUCUGGACAUCCCCAAAAUGUUGGACGCAGAGGACAUUUUGAACACCCCUAAGCCAGAUGAAAGAGCUAUUAUGACAUAUGUGUCCUGCUUCUACCAUGCGUUUGCUGGAGCUGAACAGGCUGAAACUGCUGCUAACAGGAUCUGUAAGGUGCUGGGAGUAAAUCAGGAAAAUGAGAAGUUGAUGGAAGAAUAUGAAAGACUUGCUAGUGAGCUGUUGGAGUGGAUCAGACGUACCAUUCCCUGGCUGGAGAACCGUGUGGCGGAGAAAACCAUGGUGGAGAUGCAGCGGAAACUGGAGGAUUUCAGAGAUUACCGCAGGAUGCACAAACCAUUCAAAGUGCAGGAAAAGUGUCAACUGGAGAUCAGCUUCAACACCCUUCAGACAAAACUCCGCAUCAGCAACCGGCCUGCCUUCAUGCCCUCUGAGGGCAAGAUGGUGUCGGACAUAGCGAGUGCGUGGCAGGGGCUGGAACAGGCUGAGAAAGGCUAUGAAGAAUGGUUGUUGACUGAAAUCCGGAGACUGGAAAGAUUGGACCAUCUGGCAGAGAAAUUCAGACAGAAAGCUACCAACCAUGAGAGCUGGGCUGCAGGUAAGGAGGAGAUGUUGACACGAAAGGAUUAUGAGUCCGCAUCACUAAUGGAAGUUCGAGCUUUGCUGCGGAAACACGAGGCAUUUGAGAGUGACCUUUCCACCCAUCAGGACAGAGUCGAGCAAAUCGCUGCUAUUGCUCAGGAGCUCAAUGAGCUGGAUUAUCAUGAUGUGGCAUCAGUGAAUCAAAGGUGUCAAAGUAUCUGUGAUCUCUGGGACCAACUGGGCACACUCACCCAGAAACGCAGAGAGGCAUUGGAGAGGACAGAGAAGCUUCUGGAGACAGUGGAGCAGUUGUUUCUGGAAUAUGCAAAGAGAUCUGCACCCUUCAAUAACUGGAUGGAGGGAGCCAUGGAAGACCUGCAGGACAUGUUUAUGGUGCACACCAUUGAGGAGGUCCAGAGUUUGUUAGCCGGUCAUGAGCAGUUUAAAGCCACCCUUCCUGAGGCAGAUGCAGAGAGGCAGGCCAUACUCGGCAUUCAGCAGGAAGUUCUGAAGAUCUCCCAAAGUUACGGUAUCCGUGCAGAUCUCACCAACCCCUACAGCACCAUAACUACUGAAGAGAUCGCCACCAAGUGGGACAAGGUGAAGAAGUUGGUUCCGCAGCGUGACAGUGCACUACAGGAAGAGUUAGCCCGACAGCAUGCUAAUGAGAGGCUCAGACGCCAGUUUGCAGCCCAGGCCAACCUCAUCGGACCCUGGAUACAGACCAGAAUGGAGGAGAUUGGUCAUUGUUCUGUGGAGAUGGGUGGGACUCUGGAGGAUCAAAUGACCAAGCUGAAGCAGUAUGAGCAUGUGAUUGUGAGCUACAAACCCAACAUUGACAGACUGGAGGGAGAUCACCAACUCAUCCAGGAGUCACUUAUCUUUGACAACAAACACACCAGUUACACCAUGGAGCAUAUUCGUGUUGGAUGGGAGCUCCUCUUGACUACUAUUGCUCGCACUAUUAAUGAAAUUGAGACUCAGAUUCUGACACGCGAUGCAAAGGGCAUCAGCCAGGAACAGAUGAACGAAUUCCGCUCCUCCUUCAACUACUUUGAUCGGGAAGAGAAGGGUAAACUCAGGCCUGAUGAGUUUAAAGCAUGUCUAAUCAGCCUUGGUCAUGUGGGAAAUGACAAACAGAAGAAGAAUGGUGUGAUGGAUUCUGAUGACUUUAGGGCCUGUCUGAUCUCAAUGGGCUAUGAUCUGGGUGAAGUGGAGUUUGCUCGGAUCAUGAUGCUUGUUGAUCCCAACACAACAGGUGUUGUGUCGUUCCAGUCCUUCAUUGACUUUAUGACUAGAGAGACAGCGGACACAGAUACAGCUGAACAGGUCAUCGCCUCCUUUAGGAUUCUCGCUACAGACAAGCCGUAUAUUCUGGCAGAUGAGCUGAGGCGAGAGCUUCCACCAGACCAGGCAGAGUAUUGUAUUAGCAGGAUGCCCCCAUACACCGGUCCCCGGGCCCUGAGCGGAGCCCUGGACUACACCGCCUUCUCCACUGCCCUCUACGGAGAGAGUGACCUUUAACCUCAACACCUGAGCUUGACCUUUGACCUUGAAAAUCCCACCUCACUUGUUACCCCAGUAAAUUUACCGAGCGGAUCCAAUGCACCAAAGAAAUUAAAACAUGCAUGAAAGUUACAUGAAAUAAACUUUCAUUUUCAGAUUCA
This is a messenger RNA of Myxocyprinus asiaticus (Chinese sucker), 3035 nucleotides long. RefSeq names its product actinin, alpha 2b (gene actn2b). The record is from RefSeq and is a predicted model, not a curated record. Gene Ontology annotation, biological process: actin cytoskeleton organization; muscle cell development. Gene Ontology annotation, molecular function: actin filament binding; calcium ion binding. Bases 130 to 2892 code for a protein of 920 amino acids. The transcript is spliced from 22 exons. Gene Ontology annotation, cellular component: cell junction; cortical actin cytoskeleton; cell projection. NCBI's taxonomy places the organism in Eukaryota, Metazoa, Chordata, Actinopteri, Cypriniformes, Catostomidae.